CAUAUAAAAAAUUUUUCACUUUGUAGUGCCACGAGCCGAGAAACUCAACCAACCGGACGAAGUCGUAGAUUUGUGGCAAGUCAAUUUGAAAAUUCUAAAACUGAAGAAAAUAUCCGGAUCUUUGCAUCGGUCCGCAGUACCGACCAAAUCAUUGAAAUUCUGCCUACUAAUCAAAAAAAAAGAAUCCUGUUACGAAAAACUUCUCUACCGACUGCAAUAUACGAUCGACCCAUCACUUCCGCUGUGGGCAAUUUGAAGGCAAUAAAUCAAAAAUGGUUGGAAUUAACUAAACAACUGCUUGAUGAUAAACAUAAAAAGGAAGUACAAAUAUAUAGCUGA
Loa loa (African eye worm) is the source of this 339-nucleotide messenger RNA. RefSeq lists its product as hypothetical. The annotation marks the transcript as partial. The record is from RefSeq and is a predicted model, not a curated record. The transcript has a single exon. Lineage: Eukaryota; Metazoa; Nematoda; Chromadorea; Rhabditida; Onchocercidae.